Messenger RNA from Rasamsonia emersonii CBS 393.64, 288 nucleotides. RefSeq lists its product as uncharacterized. The record is from RefSeq and is a predicted model, not a curated record. NCBI's taxonomy places the organism in Eukaryota, Fungi, Ascomycota, Eurotiomycetes, Eurotiales, Trichocomaceae. The transcript has a single exon. The annotation marks the transcript as partial.
CAAACGGAGGCAAGAAAACUUACUGACUGUGCACAGUGUACGAACACAUGGGCACAACCCUCCAUCUGGAGUGGCCAUCCACUCUUCUCGGCUGCGUCGCCAUCAUCAUCACCGCGCCGAUUUACAUCUUCUACUGGAAGGGUCCCACGAUCCGCGAGCGGUCCAAGUUCGCGCAGACGCUGGCCAGCGAUCGUCGGAAGAAGGGCGAGUUGGAGGUUCGCUGUGGUUCGAGUCAGCCGGGGCCGGAGGUGGCGUAUAACGUGUGACGGCAGAGUGAGUUGCAAGUAA